Colletotrichum karsti is the source of this 2283-nucleotide messenger RNA. Its product is annotated as pre-rRNA processing protein. The transcript has a single exon. Bases 1 to 2283 code for a protein of 760 amino acids. Gene Ontology annotation, biological process: ribosome biogenesis; maturation of SSU-rRNA from tricistronic rRNA transcript (SSU-rRNA, 5.8S rRNA, LSU-rRNA); endonucleolytic cleavage of tricistronic rRNA transcript (SSU-rRNA, 5.8S rRNA, LSU-rRNA). The record is from RefSeq and is a predicted model, not a curated record. Gene Ontology annotation, cellular component: nucleus; preribosome, small subunit precursor. NCBI's taxonomy places the organism in Eukaryota, Fungi, Ascomycota, Sordariomycetes, Glomerellales, Glomerellaceae. Gene Ontology annotation, molecular function: U3 snoRNA binding; GTP binding; GTPase activity.
AUGUCCAAAUUCGACCGACGAAACCAGGCCAAGCAGCGCCAGCUGGCCAAGCGCAAGGAGCACGCGGAGGAGACCUCAGUGUUCCAAGGAAAGGAUGGCGCUCCGAGGAUCGUUGCAGUCGUCCCUUUGUGCAAGGACGGAGACGCAUCGACCGCUGUCAAGCAGUUGAACAACAGCCUGGACAUUGAGACCGAGGUCGAGGAGUCGCCGUUCCGAGUUUCGAUCGACCGAUUCAAGCAGAAAGUCCAGUACAUUCCCCUCAAGCGCGACUUGAACGCUGUUCUGGACGCUACACGAGUUGCCGACUUUGUUGUCGUCAUGCUGUCUGCCGACGUCGAGGUCGACGAGCUUGGCGAGCUGAUGCUGCGUGGUCUGGAAAGCCAGGGUCUCUCGACACUGUUCACUGUUGUGUACGGUCUGGACAAGAUUGACCAGGCCAAGCAGAAGCAAUCGACUGUCGCCUCUCUCAAGUCAUACAUCACCCACUUCCACCCCGAGCAGGAAAAGCUCUACAACCUGGAGAACAGGCAAGAAUGCUCCAACCUCAUGCGCUCACUCUGCAACACCACACCGAAGGGCGUCAGGUGGCGCGAGGAGAGGAGCUGGUUGUUGGCCGAGGAGGUCAAGUUCGCCAACUCGGGUCUUGAUACAACUGUGAUUACCGGUGUCGUAAGAGGAAGAGGUCUGAAGGCCAACCGCUUGAUUCAGCUGGGCGACUACGGAACGUACCAGAUUGAGAAGAUUACUGCUGCCCCUUUGUCUAAGAAGCAAAAGAAGGGCGAGAUGGCGGUGGAAGAUGACCAGUCGGAGCAAGUUCUUGAUACCCCUGAUGAUGACCAGGAUGACCUGGCUGAAUUGGCGCCCGACGCCGUGAUGGAUGACGAGAUGGAGGACGAUGAGAUCCCCGCGAUCAAGAAGGGUGUUCUGCUUGACGAUCACCACUACUUCUCAGAUGAUGAUGACAAGGAGGAGCUCAGGCUCAAGACAAGAGUUCCCAAGGGAACAUCCGACUACCAAGCAGCCUGGUAUCUCGGGGAUGACGUGUCCGACUCUGGGUCUGACAUGACAGACUACGAGAUGCAGGAUGAGGAAGAGAGCUCAGAAGAUGAAGCCCGCCCCGAAGACGGCUUCGAAGGGUAUGCGCCCAAGGAGCCCACCGAGGCUGCUCCCUCAGAAUUCGGCAAAUCAGAGAUGUUCAUCGAGCCUGAUGAAGAUGAGGACGCCAAGGGCCUCGCAGCCUACCGCGCAAGGAAGCAGGACGAGGUUGAGGAGGACAAGGAGUUCCCCGACGAGAUCGAGCUGCAUCCUGGCGUGCUGGCCCGCGAGCGUCUGCAAAGAUACAGAGGUCUCAAGUCUCUGCGCACGAGUGAGUGGGUGCAGGACGAAGACAGGGCUUUCGAGCCCGAGGAGUGGCGCAAGCUGCUCCAGAUCCCAGACUACCAGGCAUCUCGCUCAAGGGCCACUCGCGAGGCCCUCGUUGGCGGCGUCGCCCCUGGCACCCGUGUUCAUGUCCACCUCCGUGGCGUCCCACCGUCCUUUGAGAAGUCGUACAAGCCCAGCACGCCCGUCACCCUCUUCUCCCUGUUGCGCCACGAGCAGAAGAAGACGGCCGUAAACUACCUCAUCAACCUUAGCGCCGACUACCACCGCUCGCUCAAGGCCAAGGAGGAGCUCAUCGUGCAGUGCGGCCCCCGCCGCUUCACAGUCAACCCCGUCUACUCCCAGCCGGGUAACACCCCCAACGACGUCCACAAGUUCUGCCGGUACCUCCAUCCCGGGCAGUCCGCCGUCGCCACCUUCAUGGGACCCAUCACCUGGGGUGCCGUUCCGGUGCUCUUCUUCAAGCGCUCCGCGCCUGUACCUGAGGGCUCCGAGGAGGCAGAGAACGAGUCGACCACCGGUCUCACCCUGGUCGCCACGGGCACCGCCCUGCCUCCCUCGACGAACCGCGUCAUCGCCAAGCGUGUCAUCCUCACCGGCCACCCGUACCACAUCCACAAGAAGAUCGUCACGAUCCGCUACAUGUUCUUCAACCGCGAGGACGUCGAGUGGUUCAAGGCCCUGCCGCUGUGGACCAAGCGCGGCCGCAGCGGUUUCGUCAAGGAACCCCUCGGUACCCACGGAUACUUCAAGGCGACGUUCGACAGCCGCAUCAACCCGCAGGACUCCGUCGGCGUCAGUCUGUACAAGCGUGUGUGGCCGCGCAACGCCGUCCCGGUUACGGGAUCUCUUUUCGAGGCUGGUACUGUCCAGCCAGAGGAGGGUGAUGUGAUGAUGGAAUGA